UAGGCCCCAUCCGCCGGCCCGCCCGCACUACGUCUCCCGGCGUGCCACGGGGCGAGCUGCCGGAGGAACCGGAAUGGUCUUCGGUGCUGCUUCCGGUGCUGUGGCCGUCGGCGGGCUGCUGAGGGGACGCGGCGGCGUCCGCACAGGGAUGGGAAUGUCCCGGGUUAAACUGUCCUUGAGGUGAGGCCGAGAACGGGCCGGUGCUGGAACCCCGUCCUUCGACAAGGCCGUCCAGAUCCGCCGUGUUCUCCUCACCCUUGUUAACGAGCUUUCAAAGGCAAGUGAUGAGCAGCUCUGUAGAUGCUGUGUUAGUGUUCUCUAACUUCAGCAGCACUUGCCACAGAGAGUGUUCUGCAGAAAAAAAGGAUACAGUGUCCAUUUGAGUUCUACCUUAUCCAGGACUGGUUUCCUGUCUGCUAUCAGCAUGGCAACAUUGCUUAGAAGUGCGUGGUCCAGUUUCCUUCGGAUGCGUUCAGCAGCAACCUGUAAGCAGGCCCCACUGCAGAAUGGAGCUGUGUAUCAUGCUUGCCAUAAAUCUACAUAUUCGGUUCUCCCUGAAGACUACAAUUGCAAAGUGGAGCUUGCAGUGACAUCAGAUUUGAAGACAAUUGUCUGCUACCACCCUUCGCUUGAGAUUCCAUAUGAGCAUACAAAGCCCAUACCACGGCCAGAUCCAGUGAAUAAUAAAGAAGAAACCCUUGAUCAAGUUUUGAAAUCUAGAUUGAAUAAGAAAGAGCUACAGAACAAUACAGGUCCUACAAUUGAAGAGCUCAGCAAAAUGUUUUACACAACAAAACAUCGCUGGUAUCCUGUGGGACAGUAUCACAGAAGACGCAAGAAUCCUAAUCCUCCUAAAGACAGAUAAUUAAGAUAACUUCUUGAUCAUCAGUGCUUUGCUAUUAAUCUGUACUGGAAAUAAAAAUUACAGAAAGUGA
Grus americana (Whooping crane) is the source of this 935-nucleotide messenger RNA. RefSeq names its product mitochondrial ribosomal protein L42 (gene MRPL42). The record is from RefSeq and is a predicted model, not a curated record. Gene Ontology annotation, cellular component: mitochondrial large ribosomal subunit. NCBI's taxonomy places the organism in Eukaryota, Metazoa, Chordata, Aves, Gruiformes, Gruidae. Bases 425 to 865 code for a protein of 146 amino acids. The transcript is spliced from 7 exons.